AUGUACGUCUAUCUGGGCAAGCUCAACUGGAAGGGUGCAGCGGUGGCCGAGGACGAGACAUUCAUCGUUAUACUGCCAAAUGGAGCUGUUCGCACCGGUGACACUGCCUAUGUCUUCUUCCAGUGGACGCGGGAUGAAUACGGAGUGCCGAAGGCCAACUGGUUUCAGACAAUCUCUAUUGACAAGGUUUCCAAGACCGACAAGGGAGACGAUGUCUUCACUCUGAAGCACCCGAAGUUCUCGUGGAAGAUCACCAGCCAGCGAGCCUACGAGAACAUCAAGAUUGCCAUGUCAGAUUGCGCAAGCCAUGAGACCUCAUCGACUCUCAAGCGUGUUUGGGGUACCCACUCCCACGGCGGCAAGGCCAAUGACACUGUCCGAGUCUGGACCGGAAAGAUCAACUGGUCCACUUUCGCCAAAAACGAGAUGGCUACCUUCAUCGCUCCUGAGGGCUUCGGCCAAGGCAGGCCCAUCAUAUCUCUUUGGCAAUGGACGAAGAGCUAUACUGGCAAAGCCAACGAUCCGUCUCUCCGUUGUGAAUACCAGAAGAUUCAGACUGAGAACGAUGAUGUUGUCAGGUUUACUUACACUUCCUACUAUGACUUGGACUGCACCUUCAACCGACAAACCGGCAAGCUUUCCGUCCGCAUGAAGUCACCUCAGGAUAGUUCCGCCAAGGACCUUGGCGACUUCACCCUCGCUGCUUUGAUCGAUCGCCACUCUCACGACUUUAAUCCGCCUGAGUCAACCCCGAACAAGGCGGAAACCGAAUUCAGGCUUCCUCAGCCUCAGCCCUCGCUUCCUCGCAUUCUUGCACCGAUGCCCUUCCCUCGAACAUUGGUCGACACUCUGACUCAUGCAGCUGCAUUCAUCGACCAGGCUGGAUACCAAGCAAAAUAUGCUGAGCAGCAAUUCAAAACGCUAGACUCUAAGCUGCACGACAGUGAAUACCAGCUUGAUGCUGCCAGGAGGCAGAUUGGUGACCACGAAGCUAAAGUCAGGGCCUUGAAAGCUGAGAUUGCUGAGGGUCAAGGCAAAGUCGCUGCUCUGGACAAGAGCCUAGUGGACGCAAAGAAGCAAGCAGAUGCCAAAGAGAACGAGCUGAGUCAACUGAUAGAGAAGAUUUCGGCACACGACAUUAAAGAUCACGAGAUCAUCAAGGAGCUCCGCGGAGAGCUGGACAAGCUCAAGGCUCAAAUCAAUCGCCUUCAGGAGGACCUUGUUACCGCUAAUGUUCAGCUCAAUGCGACAGAUGCCCAGCUUCAAGAAGAGAAAAAGCAGAAAGCCCGCCUCGAAGAGGAUUUGCGUGUGCUCGGGAAUAAAAAUUCGAUCCUAGAGAAAGACAACAAGAGACUGACGGCAGAGAUCUGUGGGCUAAAGUCGAAGAACGGAGAUUUGGACAAGCAACAGCAGACACUCCAGAAGCAACUGCAUGACGUCACGGCUAAGCUUGAGACUACCCAGUCUGAACUCACUUCGAAGUCCGACGCGCUCCUGAAGGCUUCUGAGAAAAUCCUACUCCUUGAGAAGCAGCGUAAAGACCACGAUGAGAUUGACAAGAAACACGAGGAAGAUGACAGGAAGCAGGAAAAGAAGCGCCAUGAUGACGAGAUUAAGCGCAUCAAAGCAGAUGAUGAGCAUCGCAAGGCUGAAGACAAGCGACACGAAGAGGAAGAGAAGAUCCGCAAUGAAUACGAGGACUUCAAAAAGAAGUAUGCGGAUCACCUCGAGAAGGACAAGGUGUACGACAAGGCCCGAGAAGAUGCGGCCAACAAGUUGGUCGCAGAUACCCUAGAUUUUGCGAGGAGACAGAUGGGAAGUCUGCCACAGAGGGGUUGA
This is a messenger RNA of Colletotrichum gloeosporioides, 1839 nucleotides long. RefSeq lists its product as uncharacterized. The transcript has 3 exons. NCBI's taxonomy places the organism in Eukaryota, Fungi, Ascomycota, Sordariomycetes, Glomerellales, Glomerellaceae. The record is from RefSeq and is a predicted model, not a curated record. Bases 1 to 1839 code for a protein of 612 amino acids.